Molecule: messenger RNA, 2099 nt
Organism: Rhagoletis pomonella (apple maggot)
Lineage: Eukaryota; Metazoa; Arthropoda; Insecta; Diptera; Tephritidae
Gene: Taz
Product: tafazzin homolog
Exons: 6
Coding region: 326-1111 (261 amino acids)
Biological process (GO): inner mitochondrial membrane organization; cardiolipin acyl-chain remodeling
Cellular component (GO): mitochondrial membrane
Molecular function (GO): 1-acylglycerophosphocholine O-acyltransferase activity
Source: RefSeq, a predicted model, not a curated record
AAAUUCCUGAAACCCCAAGUUAUUUUAACAUAUUUUUAAUAAUACUUCUUAUUCAUAAACAACGAGAAAAUUUCGUUCGAAAAUAUUAAAAAUUCUGUGCUAUAAUUAGUAAUGAAAAGAGUAGCGCACUUUCGACGACAACGACAACGAUCGGGUGAAGACAUCCACAACGGCAGCUGAGGCAGGGACGGCCGCAGCAGGAAAGCUACCGAAAUUAAUUCCUUAAAUUUAUACGCUUAGUUAUGAGAAUGGCGCAUGAUUUUGCUACUUAAAAGCGUUUCACGUUCAGCCUCAGCAAGAGCCCCGACCACAGCAGCAACUCGCCAUGGGAUAUAACAUCGAUUGGAUAUUCUCUCGUUUGCGGUGUCCUUCAGGCUUAUGGUAUAUUUUUAGUCAAAUUGCCAUUACAGCGGUGGGAUUGUUUGCCAAGUUCGUGCUGGUGUGUAUGAACAAAACAAUCGUGUACAACAAAGAUAGACUGAUAAACUUGAUAGAGAAACGUCCAGCUGGUGUGCCGUUAGUAACAGUUUCAAAUCAUCACUCAUGCUUCGAUGAUCCGGGAUUAUGGGGUGUGCUUCCAGUAAAAUAUGUAUGUAAUACCUUCAAAAUACGUUGGUCGAUGGCAGCGCAUGAUAUUUGCUUCACCAAUAAAUACCAUUCGAAUUUUUUUAUGUACGGUAAAUGUAUUCCAGUUAUACGUGGCUCCGGUGUGUAUCAGGAUGCAGUUGAUUUGUGUAUACAAAAGUGCGCGCUCGGGCAUUGGGUGCAUGUCUUUCCGGAAGGCAAAGUUAACAUGACCAAAGAGGAAAUGCGUCUGAAGUGGGGUGUGGGUCGUAUAAUAUACGAAUCGCCACAAAUUCCAAUUAUUAUACCUAUGUGGCAUGAAGGCAUGGAUGAGGUGUUGCCCAACACUGAGCCUUACAUGUUGAAAUGGGGCAAAAAGGUCACACUGAAUAUUGGCCAACCCAUAGACUUGCAUGAUUUUAUACAGGAUCUCAAAGAUCGCAAAGUGCCUGAGUCGGAGGCAAGGAAAUUGAUAACCGACAAAAUACAAGAUGUGUUUCGUCAUUUACGUAAAGAAACUGUAGAACUGCAUAAAAAACGGCAAUAGUAAUUAAGUAAAUUUGUUUUAAAUUAUUUUAUUAACGUUCUACUCAUAGACUCAUGGACGAAGAGGCAUACACUUUUUAGCUAUUAUAUAUUUAGUUAGAUAUAAAUGAAAAACACAGAAAAGUAGAAAAUAUUAUGGUUAAAACCCACAAAAAGUGUGAAAUUAUCAUUUUUACAGAUAUCGCUCGAAAAUGUUAAGCUAUGUAACUCUUUAGAAAAAAUACAUUAUUUUUUCCCUUUAUUUUCCUUGCAAAUACCAUUGCUGUAGAAAUAAAGACGCUAACUUUUUCUUAGUGAAAACAACGACGUAUUCCGUAAAACAAAUUAUGUUAAAAAUGCAAUGUGCAAUUUAUUGAAUAUUUAUGUAGUACAUAUAUUUUUGACUGUAAAAUAAUUAUUGUAAUUUGCUUAGUUUUAUGUGAAUAUUCAACGAUAAUAUGAUACGCUUAAAAACUAAACAAAAAAUUUAAUAUACUACUAGAAACCGAGUAUUCGUACAGAUAUAUUGUAAAAAGUAUUGUAGUAAAUGAUGUAAAUACGAUUUUAGAUAUGCAUAAAUACCGACGCCCUAAAUUUAUGAACAUAAUGAAUUAGAUAUAUUGAUGAAUGCAUGUAUUUAUAUGUACGUUUAAAAAUAAAAUAUAUUUAUAUAUUUCAACUGUAAGAGGAAUGUUUGCGUUUGAGUGUUGCGCAAAUCGUAUGUAAGUGAACCAAAAAGUACGAUCUUGUAAAUGAAUAUGUGUAAAAUAUUGUUUUAAAACAUAUGUAAAAAAAUAAAAAUUAACUAGAAAAGAGAGCCGAAGGUCAUAUUAGUGCUCCUUUUUUCGGAAAAGGAGUGAUCUUUCUCUCCUUUUCCUUUAUUAAUAAUAAUAAUGAUUAUAAUUAGAAAAGAGCAUCACUGUCAAAUUUUUAAAUAUUAUACAUAAAUAUACGAGUACGAAAACGAAAACGCACUAAAACUUUUUUGCAAACAACGUAAAAUUGGUGGG